Molecule: messenger RNA, 1844 nt
Organism: Pteronotus mesoamericanus
Lineage: Eukaryota; Metazoa; Chordata; Mammalia; Chiroptera; Mormoopidae
Gene: SLA
Product: Src like adaptor
Exons: 8
Coding region: 151-981 (276 amino acids)
Biological process (GO): regulation of MAPK cascade; signal transduction
Cellular component (GO): nucleoplasm; cytoplasm; COP9 signalosome
Molecular function (GO): epidermal growth factor receptor binding; phosphotyrosine residue binding
Source: RefSeq, a predicted model, not a curated record
CCGCCGCCUGCUCACUCUGCCGGAGCAGCUGCAGCUGAUGCAGAGGCGCUGACGGCGAUCCUGGCACCCCCUCGUCGGCUACUCCCAGGGGAGACCAUGUCCAGCCUGUGAAGGCUCCGCGCGACGUUCACACCCCGGGGAGCAAGAGAGAUGGGGAACAGCAUGCGGUCCAGCCCGGCGCCCCCCGAGAGGCCCCUGCCCUGCCCGGACGGCCUGGACAGCGACUACCUGGCCGUGCUGAGCGACUACCCGUCUCCCGACAUCAGCCCCCCCGUAUUCCGCCGAGGAGAGAAACUGCGCGUGAUUUCCGAUGAAGGAGGCUGGUGGAAAGCCAUUUCCCUUAGCACUGGCCGAGAGAGUUAUAUUCCUGGAAUGUGCGUGGCCAGAGUUUACCAUGGCUGGCUGUUUGAAGGGCUGGGCAGAGACAAGGCCGAGGAGCUGCUGCAGCUGCCGGACACGAAGAUGGGCUCCUUCAUGGUCAGAGAGAGUGAGACGAAGAAAGGUUUCUACUCUCUGUCGGUGAGACACCGGCAGGUGAAGCAUUACCGUAUCUUCCGCCUGCCGAACAACUGGUACUACAUUUCGCCGAGGCUCACCUUCCAGUGCCUGGAGGACCUGGUGAAUCACUAUUCCGAGGUGGCUGACGGCCUCUGCUGUGUGCUGACCACGCCCUGCCUCACUCAGAGCACAGCUGCUCCCGAAGUGAAGGCCACCAACUCCCCUGUCACCUUGCGCCAGAAGACCCUGGACUGGAAGAAGAUGUCCAGGCUGAAGGACAAUCCUGAGGGGGCAGGGAACCCGCUUGGCGUGGAUGAGUCCCUUUUCAGCUACGGCCUUCGGGAAAGCAUCGCCUCCUACCUGUCCCUGACCAGUGAGGACAGUGCCCCCUUGGACCGAAAGAAGAAGAGCAUCUCCCUGAUGUACAGCGGAAGCAAGAGGAAGAGCUCCUUCUUCUCGUCGCCGCCCUACUUUGAGGACUAGCCUGGAGCAGGCCCCGGGCGGUGUGCCCAGCAGGAACAGAGGUUCGAACUCUUGCCUGGGCUCCGACACAGAGGCACACUUCCCUGGCCGUUGGGGGCCUCGCGUCUCCCAGGAGCCAAGAGAAGCUACAUGAAACUCACACUCCCACCUCUAUCCACAUGAUGACCGGGGAACUGCCCCGGGUGUCUGACCCGUCCCAGGACGUCGCAGAAUGCCGACUUGUGAUGGGAUCAGGCAGUGUUUCAGAAGAGCCCUGCUUGUGUGCUGUAUACAAGUGCCCGUCGUGUUUGGGGGGAAAGAAAGACACUCUUUCACAAGAAAGUACACAAGGACUAUCCUCCAACCAGCUAUCCAGAUGGCCACAGCCUCAGCUCACAGAGAACCCUUCUGAAAGAGAAACACCUGGGAAGAAGAUGCGCCACACACUGUGGCCAAACAUCUGGGUUUGCAAACUGGUCUUGCACCUGGAACUUUCUUAGCCAACCCACAGAGAGACCUUCGGGACACAUCUUCUCUGUCUUUAAGGGGACUCAGUGACACUAAACAUUACCCUUCCUACUUAGCCCUGAAUCAGGAGAUCUCUGCCCUGCUGGUCCCAAAGCCACCUGUGCGGGAGUCAGAUGGCCUCCCUACUUCCGCCGGGGGCAAGGCAAACGGGAGAGCGCGAGGCCGCUGGCAGGGGGUGCGAGGCAGGGCCUGGAACUGUGCAAGGCUGCCCCACGUCCCAGCCACGGCUCCACGGCCCAGAGAGAGCUCUGGGGCAUGAGGAGGUUCACACAGAGAUUAGUGUGCCAUUGUUCCUUCAUGAUUGCCUGAAGAGACACUGUGUUAUGUCCUAUGUACGGCGUCAGGCCAAAAAAAGA